Messenger RNA from Prunus armeniaca (apricot), 246 nucleotides. NCBI's taxonomy places the organism in Eukaryota, Viridiplantae, Streptophyta, Magnoliopsida, Rosales, Rosaceae. The record is from the annotation of a GenBank genome assembly.
AUGACAAGGGACAAGAAGGACAAAGAGAAACCCACCACAACAGCUGGUGAAGAAGAAUUAUCAGGGGGCGGGCAAGACCCGGCAGUAGCCUUCAUAGUGGGUCCCCCAACCGUGGACGGUGAUGGUGACAGUGACGGGACUAGAGCACAAGCAGCAGGGUCGUUUGAUGAUGGUGAUGGAUAUGGUAUGAGGGGUAGUAGGCGGCGGUGGUGGUGGUGGUGGCGCAGAAGUUGGUCCACAGGGUGA